AUGGGAAAAGGCGACAAAAAGGGUGCCGAUAAAUCCGGCGGGAAGGGCAAAGGAGCGGACAAGGAAUCUGGCGGCAAAGCCAAGGGAGCACAAUCCAUCAAUGUCCGACACAUCUUGUGUGAGAAGCAUGCCAAAAAGGAAGAGGCACUAGCCAAGAUUAACGACGGCGUGAAAUUUGACGAAGUAGCUCGGAAUUACUCAGAGGACAAGGCGAGACAAGGCGGAGCACUUGGAUGGAAGAGCAAAGGCAGCUUGGACCCCAAAUUCGAGGAAGUGGCGUUCGCAUUGGAGCCUAGUACAACAAGUAAUCCCAAGAUUGCGGAAGCCAAGACAGAAUUUGGCUAUCACAUCAUCAUGGCAAGUUCUUUUCUACCUCAACAAAUGCAGCGUUCUGCUAACCCACAGUUGUUAUAG
Messenger RNA from Pochonia chlamydosporia 170, 414 nucleotides. Its product is annotated as Peptidyl-prolyl cis-trans isomerase, PpiC-type. The transcript is spliced from 3 exons. Lineage: Eukaryota; Fungi; Ascomycota; Sordariomycetes; Hypocreales; Clavicipitaceae. The coding region runs from base 1 to 414 and encodes 137 amino acids. Gene Ontology annotation, molecular function: DNA binding; peptidyl-prolyl cis-trans isomerase activity. Gene Ontology annotation, biological process: rRNA processing. The record is from RefSeq and is a predicted model, not a curated record.